AGGUUCAUAUGCAUCGGGUGUCUAUGGCUGGAAGCCCACCAGUCUCCUUGGCUGAACAGGCUCAAGUAAAGCUCAUCACAGUCACUGAUGACUUAGUUCAGCAACUAGCUGAGCAUCAGAUGAGGAAAAGGCUUUCUGAAGUCAGGAGUUGAAUUCCUCGCUGCAGAAUACACAGCCUCUGAUCUGCUCUGCAAGCCACGGUAUUAAAGAUCCUGGUCUCCCACUCUCAAGGGAUAUUAUCCACUGUAGCUCCAGGAACUGUAAUAGGACGACCAAUAAUGACCAGCACCCCACAGAGGAUUCAGAUUGUUCCCACAGACUCUGGUGUCACAGUAGCACAGCGCAUUCAGAUUGUCACUGAUCAGCAGACGGGCCAAAAGAUUCAGAUAGUCACGUCGAUGGACCAUGGUGCAAGCAAGCAAUUCAUAUUAACAAAUUCAGAUGGCACACCAUCGAACAAAGUGAUAUUAGCCCGGCCUGAUUCAGGACAAGGAAAGGUCAUCUUGUCCACGCCUGAUUCUGCUGGUCUCAACCAACUCAUCUUUACAUCUCCCGAUGGAUCAGCGCAGCACAUACAGAUUGUAACGGAUGCAUCUUCGGCUGAGCAAAGUGCAGUCAAGCCACCACUGGAGUUUUGUGUAGUUUGUGGUGACAGAGCAUCGGGACGUCAUUAUGGGGCAGUGAGCUGCGAAGGUUGUAAAGGCUUCUUCAAAAGAAGUAUAAGGAAGAACUUAGUGUAUGUGUGCAGGGGGUCGAAGGACUGUGUGAUUAACAAGCACCACAGGAACCGCUGCCAGUACUGUCGGUUGCAGAGAUGCCUGGUACUGGGCAUGAAGCAGGAUUCUGUGCAGUGUGAGCGGAAACCCAUCGAAGUGUCUCGAGAAAAGUCAGCAAAUUGCGCAGCGUCGACUGAAAAGAUUUACAUCCGGAAAGAUUUGCGUAGUCCUCUGGCUGCAACGCCAACGUUUGUAACGGACAAGGAAAGUGCAAGAUCUGGAGGUCUUUUAGAGCCUGGAAUGCUGGUAAAUAUCCAACAACCACUGAUGAAGACAGAGAGUGCUAUGCUACUCACAGCUGAGAACAAGAUUGAAACCUGUCAAGGUGAUUUAAGCACUCUCGCAAAUGUGGUCACAUCACUUGCAAACCUAAGCAAGUCCAAGGAUCUGUCCCAAAGCAGUGCCGAUUUGUCGGGGAUAGAUGCCCUAAGUAAUGGUGAUGCUUCUUUAUCAGAAAUGCAGCAGGAUGACCAGUCUGCGAGUGAUAUUACCAGGUGUUUCAGGGCGUUCGACACACUUGCAAAAGCACUGAAUCCCGCAGAGGGAUCAGCUGUCCAGAACUCAGCGGAGUGCAUGGAUACCUCGGGCACCAACAUCCAGCUCAUCAGUGGAGAGCAGUCCCUACCUAUCGUUGAGAUUGAGGGUCCCCUUCUCAGUGACGUGCAUGUUGCUUUCAAGCUAACAAUGCCGUCACCAAUGCCAGAGUACCUGAAUGUGCACUAUAUCUGCGAGUCUGCAUCAAGAUUAUUGUUCCUUUCCAUGCAUUGGGCAAGAUCUAUUCCAGCCUUCCAGGCUCUUGGGCCGGACAAUAAUACAGCUUUGGUACGCGCUUGUUGGAAUGAACUCUUUACACUUGGUCUUGCCCAGUGUUCCCAAGUGAUGAAUUUAUCGACCAUACUCACAGCAAUCGUAAACCACCUACAAACAAGUCUCCAGCAAGGUUGGCAGGGAGCUAAUCUUCAAACGGUUGAUUCAUAUAAAUUGUCGGCAGAUCGAGUGAAAGUGGUGAUGGAACACAUCUGGAAGCUGCAGGAGUUCUGCAACAGCAUGGUCAAACUAACUCUGGAUGGAUACGAGUACGCCUACCUGAAAGCAAUCGUACUCUUUAGUCCAGACCACCCAGGCCUAAUUAAUGCUGCACAAAUUGAUAAGUUUCAAGAGAAGGCAUAUAUGGAACUCCAGGAUUAUGAAGCAAAAGCCUACCCAGAUGAUUCUUACAGGUUAUCAAGACUGCUGCUUAGAUUGCCUGCGCUACGACUCAUGAGUUCUGCCAUCACAGAAGAACUGUUCUUUGCCGGACUAAUAGGAAAUGUGCAGAUUGACAGUAUAAUACCUUACAUAUUGCGAAUGGAAACGGCAGAGUACAACAGUCAAAUCACAGGGUCUGCAGUGUGAUUUAACACCUAUGAACAAUCAAAGCAACCUGCUUGCAAGCUUCCUCGCCUUCUCUUCAACAAAGAGGGACAAUUGCAGGUUGUUUGUGUACAAAACAAAAUCACGGGGUAGUCUUUAAAAAAGAAUGAAAGAAAACCGUUCAUGGGGAAUAGACUGUGAAUAUUUUUCAUUGAAGAAUUGUGCUUGAUAGCAGUUGUAAUAAAAAAAAAGUGACCAUGAAA
Leucoraja erinaceus (little skate) is the source of this 2392-nucleotide messenger RNA. Its product is annotated as nuclear receptor subfamily 2 group C member 1-A-like. Gene Ontology annotation, biological process: negative regulation of transcription by RNA polymerase II; cell differentiation; anatomical structure development. NCBI's taxonomy places the organism in Eukaryota, Metazoa, Chordata, Chondrichthyes, Rajiformes, Rajidae. The transcript is spliced from 15 exons. Bases 279 to 2171 code for a protein of 630 amino acids. The record is from RefSeq and is a predicted model, not a curated record. Gene Ontology annotation, molecular function: zinc ion binding; RNA polymerase II cis-regulatory region sequence-specific DNA binding; nuclear receptor activity.